AUGACGGGUUUGAAGAGGAAAGUCACAAAUGAAAACAAUCACAGUAUGGAAAAAGGGAGAGAAUUUAAGAACAGGAAGGGAAAUAAUUCAAGCUCAAGGACGAAAGGAAAGGAGCAAAAUAGGCCUCGACGUGGGCCUCGCUUGCCAAAUGCAUUGCGGAAAGAGCUCAAUCUCUUAAACCCUGCAAUUGAAAGGGGAUUUUCGGAUGGUGACGAAGAUAUUAAUUUUGGCGAUAUAGUUGGCAAUGAUGUGUAUAAAUACGAAGAAGGCAUCCCGGAAGAGGAAUCAAAGAAGAAUAAGCGGUUCGACCCCGUUGACAACUAUGAGUAUGAGCUUCCUAAAGAUUUUGAGCCUCCGCCUGACCGCCUCUGCUCUCCUCCACCUCCAGCCUCCAUUUCAAAAUUAAACGGUUUACUGUGCCGCGCCGCCACCGACGACGAGCGGCGUUGUACCGGGAUUGUGAUAAGAAAAUGCGCGUUGUGA
Messenger RNA from Fraxinus pennsylvanica, 483 nucleotides. The record is from the annotation of a GenBank genome assembly. Lineage: Eukaryota; Viridiplantae; Streptophyta; Magnoliopsida; Lamiales; Oleaceae.